This is a messenger RNA of Podarcis raffonei (Aeolian wall lizard), 2640 nucleotides long. It is a transcript of the gene RRP36, whose product is annotated as ribosomal RNA processing 36. The record is from RefSeq and is a predicted model, not a curated record. Gene Ontology annotation, cellular component: 90S preribosome; nucleolus. Bases 320 to 1402 code for a protein of 360 amino acids. The transcript is spliced from 8 exons. Gene Ontology annotation, biological process: maturation of SSU-rRNA from tricistronic rRNA transcript (SSU-rRNA, 5.8S rRNA, LSU-rRNA). Lineage: Eukaryota; Metazoa; Chordata; Lepidosauria; Squamata; Lacertidae.
CCUGGCGGGGGCGGGGGGCGUGGAGCGGAGGCGGCGCGUCAGCGGCAGGUGGAGCUCCGGCCCGGCGGCUGCUGCUCGCGCGACCUUCCUCUUCCGGGUUUGCGGCCCGUCCUCCCCUUCCAGCCUCCUCGAGUCCUGACCCCCGAGGCAGUGUGCGAGGCGGGAAGGACCGGUGACCAGAGAGCGGGGUUUGUUUGGGGCCUUGUAAGCUCAAGGAGGAGGGGGGAAGCAGUGGAGGAAAGCCCCUUGCCUGCCACGUGCCCCACAGGACUGCAGCUUGAGUCUAGUGUCCUGAAAGCAUCCCAAAACCAAGAGCCUUAUGAAGCAGCUGCGUGGGAAUAAAGGUGGGGGCAAUGCCAGAAAGAAGAGUUCCCCCUCUGGUAAGGACAGCAGGAAUCCAGCAUUACAGACGUCGGAGGACAGCAGGCCGAUCAACAUCCUAAAUCCAAAACUGUUGGCUCAGAAGCGACCUCUGCAAGGUUUGAGCAGUAUGGCAGGCAGCACCGCGGGGAGUCCCGAAGAUGCCAAAAGACCAAAGCUCUUGCCUGAAGCGAAUUCUCCUGGCCAGGAAUCUGAAGACGAGGAGUCGGAUGACAGUGAAUAUGAGAGAGCAGAGAGUGAGAGUGAGGACAGCGAUUAUACAGACAGUGAAGACGACGACGAUGACGACGAAACUGGCAGCGAUGCCUCAGAAAGCAGUAACAAAGGCCCUGAAGAAACAACAAGCCAGCCUUCUUCAAAGACUGAUUUAACAAAAGAAUGGUCUUCGAUGUCUUUCGAGGAGCUGCUGCAGUUGAGAAAUCGAGUUGGGACCAAGGCCUAUCAGCAGAUGACUACUGGGAAAAGGGCAGUAAAUGUCACAAAACCAGAGAAGAGGCAGCGUCCAAACAAGCACGGACCUCUGGAAAUUUCAGCCAAGAAGCCCGUCCCCUAUCUAAGACGAGUUGUGCCUGUUAAAAAGAAGGUACCUCGAGAUCCUCGCUUUGAUGACCUCUCUGGGGAGUAUAAGCCAGAAAUCUUUGAAAAGACGUACAGCUUCUUGAACGACAUCAGGAAGAAGGAGAAAGAGGUAGUUCAGAAGCACCUGAAGAAAAGCCGAAAUGUGGAGCGGCAAACCAAGUUGCAGCAGCUCCUCAAGCAAAUGACUCAGCAGGAGGAGACACAGAGGAAACAACAGAAGGAGAGAGAAAAGGAGCUGGCCUUGAAGAGGCAGCAGAGGGAGCUGGCCCAGCAAGGAAAGAAGCCCUUCUAUCUAAAGAAGUCUGAUAAGCGGAAAUUGGAACUGGCUGAGAAGUACAAAGAGCUGAAGAGGAGUGGGAAGCUGGAGGGCUUCCUGAGCAAGAAGAGGAAAAGGAAUGCCGCCAAGGACAAAAGGAGGCUGCCUUUUAGGAAGGAUGUGUAAUAUCUGGCUAUAUUUGUGACACACCAUUUUACAGGUGCAAAUCUCCUGCUGCAAAUCAACUAUCGACUCUGGCCAGCGAGGUCAACAAUCCCAAGUUUUCUCUGCCCCUAAUGCUAGGGGCAUUCCAGUGCUCUGAACAAGCAAGGGUUUGAGCAAAAUUAAUUGGUGACAUUCCCAGCCUGAGAAGCGUUUGCCGCCUUCAAUGGGAAAUAGAUUGCAAAUUAUUGCAAAUUAUUUGCAAAAUUAUUGCAAAAAAUUGUCUCCCUCCUUCCAGGGGCAAGCCUCAAGCUUGGCAAAGAGUCAAGGAGCACCUCCCCCCCAAAAAAAACAUAUUUCCCAGGACUCCCCACUCCUUGUUUCUUCCACUACGCAGCCUGUGCAGACUUGGAGGCUCCCCAUUUUCCGUCCACCUGCUUCUCUUGCUACUUAUUAGUGCUGCUUGGUUGUAUUCCCAGCUGUUUUCUUUGCAGAUUGCUGUGGAAGCUUAAGAGAGUUUCCCAGAAAGCACCGUGCUUUAGCUUCAUGCGCUGGUAUUACGCAGGCCAGAAUCUUCCAUAAUAUUUUCCGUAUCUGGUAAAUUAAAACCAUCUUCAAAUACUGACAGUUGAAGUCUCUUUAAGUAAAAAAUGUGGUGGAGAAUUAUCCCAAAUAAAUUCCCAAUUAGCCCAAUAAAUUUCCGAAGAUAUUCUUUGGGAAAUAUAUAGUGAAAUACCACAAAGUACAUAUAUUACCUGUGGCAAUAUCUUUCAUUUAUUAACCUUACCCCCAAAUGCUAAAUUUUAAGUAAUGGCCACCUCUCCAUAUUACUAGAAACCUCUUUCGUCAACUUACUCAGAUAAAAUUUAAUCAUUUUAAUAAUUGGAAUCAGAAUGCCAAGUGUGUUAAGAUGUCUGGGCACUAACAAAAUCACCAAUUUGUGUAUGAUCUGCACUAGCCCACCUGCAAUUUCAGUCAUUUAAUUGUAUACUCUCAAAUUCUACCAAAACAACCAGAAUUGGGUUGUUGUUUGUUUUGCUGCAAAUGUGCAUGCUUCUAACAUUGAACUGAAAUCUGGGCAGUUUCUAGAGAUUCUGUACAAAGAAACUAAUUGCCGUCUCAUUACUGGUGGCAAUGAGUGUGUAUGUCAUUUUGACAGACCUGCUUUGGAUUACUAACUGGUAAGGUGUUUUAUAGCAACAUUUCACUGAACAAAUUUUUGAAGUAAAGUUACUAAUUUUAUAAAAUCAAACUUCUUCCUC